UUCAAAUUAACGUAAAGUUUUGCUCACAAUGACUCUGAUAUUUGCCCUCCCAGUGAUGCUGAUCGUGGGCAUGGUUUCUGGCUAUAACUACUGCAACAACAAGACCCAUGUGUGCGAACUGGGCCGAAGGAGGCACUUCAUGUGCCAACUAGACGAACUUACGCCCUUCGGCAACCACACAAAGUUCCACGCCAUUAUUCCGGACACUCAUAAAGUAAUAUUGGAGACUCUGGGCGUAAUAAACACCUUCCGGAACGUGUUCGCGGGCGGCGAAUUAACCACCAAAGAAAACAAGACGUUCAGCAGUGCCAAGCGGAUGAGGAGGUUGAACUGGGACGAUGAACUGGCCUACAUGGCACGCACCCACGCCUCCACUGUAUCAUUCAAGCACUCUGAGUGCCGUGCCACCGUGAGAUUUCCGAUGGCGGGUGAGUGCUUGGGUCUUUUGGCUCCUUCAAAGAAAAAGAUCGGUCUCCUGGAAUUAUUAAACAAGUUAUUUUCCCCGAUGUUCGACGAAUAUAAGGAUGUCCCGGAUCCGGAUGGACUUCUCCAAAGUUUCGAUUCUCAAAGGGACUAUAACGUGGGACACUUCUCUCUCUUCGUCAGUGACCGAGUCUCUCAUAUUGGUUGUGGUAUUGCCGUUGGGUCCAACUGUAACUUGAACGGUAAAGCGGGAUUCUGCCACUUCCUGACCUGCCAUUUCGACUACAGCAACGUGGAUGGCUCCUAUGUCUAUAAGGCUGGGGCACCUGUAAGUGGCUGCUCGGACUGGAAUACUGUUGGCAGUAACAAGUAUAAUAAUCUGUGCGCGAAUACCGGUGAACUCUUUCCUCCGGACCGAGGUGACGAAAAGGCAGAAGCCCCAUUGAGGCUUUCGUAAAAUUAGUCAUUUGUUAUGAUUGGCACUGCAGUCGUCUUCGGGCAUCCUAUGUCCCCAUCCUUCCUAAACAUCAAUCAAAUAUAUGUACAAGAAUUUUAAAUCAGUACAAAGUUCUUUUUUUCUUACUUCAAAACUAAUC
Drosophila eugracilis is the source of this 1019-nucleotide messenger RNA. Its product is annotated as antigen 5 like allergen Cul n 1-like. The record is from RefSeq and is a predicted model, not a curated record. NCBI's taxonomy places the organism in Eukaryota, Metazoa, Arthropoda, Insecta, Diptera, Drosophilidae. The transcript has 4 exons. Bases 29 to 880 code for a protein of 283 amino acids.